UUUAUUUUUUAUUUUUUUUAUAAUUGGUGCGUUUUGGGUAUUCCUUAAUUUUCUUUGAUGUGGACUUUGUCCUGUUUGGAGUCUUAUGAGAAACCCAUCUUUUCUUUUAGUGCCUCUUCGUUUUUUUUGCCCUAUAAAUGACUCACCACUCACAAUUGUUUUAGACUCCCCCACCCAAUACUUUUCUGCCUCGGUCUUUAUGCAAAGCGACGAGAAGCUUUUAGAAGUUAAAAUGGAGGAAUUGGAUUCUCUCUGGACGUAUGAGGAGGCCAUCAAAGAGUUGAAGCAGAAUCUUCUAUAUACAACCAUUGAAUUAGAGUCACUGAAAAAAGAAGCAAGUGAAAAGAUACAGAAACAAAAGGAAGAUAUGAAGUGUUUGAUCAAUCUUCUAAGAGUUGCUUACCAACAAAGAGAUGAAGCAAAAGAACAUCUGCAGAUACUACUGAUCAACAAACUCAAGCCUUCAAGCCCUACAGAGCAUAAUCCAAUUCUUCCUCAUACCCAACAAGAAAAUCCACUUUUAUUGCCACCAAAAACAAACUCAACCAUGACUGAAUCCAGUAGCUUAUCUGAGACUUAUAAUAGUCAUUACUCACAUGGCUCCCCCCCCGUUGAUUCCCUUUUCAAUCCUGUUUCUUCGCCAGAUUUCUCAACCAUCAACGUAGUUGAUUCUAGAAAUUUUGGCACUUUUGUGAAUCAACCCUUUGUUCAGGACUCGAAUGGCUCAAACCCAUCAGGUUUAGUCCCUUCAGGAGUUCCUAAAAUUGAUAGAGCUACUGCUGUUAUUGAUGGUUUGGUUAAGGGAAAAUCUUUGCCUCAAAAGGGUAAGUUAAUGGAAACCGUGAUGGAGGCAGGUCCUCUGCUUCAGACACUUCUUCUUGCUGGUCCACUUCCUAGGUGGAGGAAUCCUCCUCCAAUGCAACCCUUCAAAAUUCCUCCUGUUACCAUCAGAAUUUCUGAGGCUGUGAGCAAAAAUUCAAAUGUGGCCGCUGCUGCUGCCCAAAGCUCUGUUCUUCAGAAACCAAUCAGUAUUCCAUCAACAUUUAAUUUGUCUUCACAAAUGUUUUCAGCAUCAGUGCCAUGUAAUGUUUCUUCUCGUAGUUCAGGCCAGAACAAUCUCUUGGUGUCCUCUGGUGCCUGCAUAAACAAUUUAGAGCCUAAUACCAAGCGACAAAGGUUUCAUUGAUGUCUAAACAUUUUUUAUUUGCACUUUUGUAAAAAAUCUAAUUCAGUAUUCAAAGGAGUAAACUGAAUACCCUUGCUUUUGGGUUUCAAUGGCAUAAUCAA
Molecule: messenger RNA, 1287 nt
Organism: Tripterygium wilfordii
Lineage: Eukaryota; Viridiplantae; Streptophyta; Magnoliopsida; Celastrales; Celastraceae
Exons: 2
Coding region: 86-1186 (366 amino acids)
Source: RefSeq, a predicted model, not a curated record